This is a messenger RNA of Linderina pennispora, 913 nucleotides long. RefSeq names its product ras-domain-containing protein. The coding region runs from base 151 to 810 and encodes 219 amino acids. The record is from RefSeq and is a predicted model, not a curated record. The transcript has a single exon. Gene Ontology annotation, biological process: small GTPase-mediated signal transduction. Gene Ontology annotation, molecular function: GTP binding; GTPase activity. Lineage: Eukaryota; Fungi; Kickxellomycota; Kickxellomycetes; Kickxellales; Kickxellaceae.
AACAACAACAACUAGAAAAAAAUUGACAGCGCUCGCCCCUUUUUUUACCUUCUCCAGUCUCUUUCAGCCCCGCCACAUAUUCUUGCUAUUGAUAACAUAGUUUUUUAUAUUCACAACCCCAUUUGUACUUUUUUCUUUCUUAUCAGCAUAAUGGCUCCGAGACACGGCGCGCAGUCACUAAAGAUGAUUGUGGUUGGAGACGGCGCGUGCGGCAAGACAUGCCUGUUGUACACGUUCCGCGAAGGACAGUUCCCGCCCGACAACCGCUACAUCCCGACAGUGUUUGACACGUGCGUGGUGGACAUAAGAACGCAGGGGAAGCGCGUCGAGCUGUCGCUCUGGGACACGGCGGGGCAGGAGGAGUUUGACCGGCUGCGGCUGCUGUGCUACCCGGGCGUGGACGCGGUGAUUAUCUGCUUCAGCGUGGACUCGCCGGACUCGCUCGAGAACGUCACCACCAAAGUGGUAUGUCGAGGCAUGCAAGCAGGCGCCCAGGGUGCCGAUUGUCGUGGUGGCGCUCAAGGCCGAUUUGAAGACCGACCCCAGCAUUGUCGCGCACCUGGCCAGGUACAAGCCAGACGCCCGUCACCUACGAGCAGGGGCGGGACACGGCCGCCAAGAUUGGCGCCGCUGCCUUUGUCGAGUGCUCGUCGAUUAGGAACCUCAAUGUCAAGGAGGUGUUUGAGACCGCCGCCGCUGCUACGCUGGAGACCAAGGAGGUGGCCCCACCAACCCCGGCUUCGGACGGGUGCUGCAUUAUCCUGUAGCCCGCUCGCCCGCAAAAUCAGCAACGCUUGCAGCAAGCAAUAGUCGCUUUUCUUAGCUCGUUCCCUCCUCGUUCCCUCCCUCGUUCCCUUCUCCCCCCAUCGCUGGGCAGUCGUUUUCUAGAUGCAAAAACAAAUAACAUUCUCCU